This is a messenger RNA of Phoenix dactylifera (date palm), 2491 nucleotides long. RefSeq names its product transcription factor bHLH30-like. Gene Ontology annotation, molecular function: protein dimerization activity; DNA-binding transcription factor activity. The record is from RefSeq and is a predicted model, not a curated record. Lineage: Eukaryota; Viridiplantae; Streptophyta; Magnoliopsida; Arecales; Arecaceae. Gene Ontology annotation, biological process: regulation of DNA-templated transcription.
GAGAGCAGAGAAAAGCCUAGAGGUGUAGGAAGAAGAAGGGAGCAUGAAGCAAAGAUGGCUGAGAUUAUGUUACUGAAGCCAGCCAAGCCAAAGUGAGAGGAAGAGAGAGAGAAGGGGAGGAGUGUAUUGCAAGACACAAUGAUUACGUGGUUUUAGGGAGGGCAGGAGGGGAGGCGUGGAACUGGAAAGCAGAAGGUUGGGGUGGGGUGGUGCAGAACGUGGGUCUUGACCGAGGUGGACCUGCAUCCAAUUUUUGGAUCUCUUUUCACUGCGUCAGGCCUGGUCGGCUCUAUUUCUAUGAUCGGCCAUCGCCGUGCUCCCUUUUGCCCCCUCGCUCUCUUUUCUUGCUUCUGUCGCCGUAGCAGCAGCGGAGCGUAAUUAUAAUAUCUCCGAGAGGGGCGGUGCCGAAAAGAGCGAACCCCUCCCAAUAUGGGGAAUCGGCGAGCGAAUCGCGUAGAAGGGAAGUAAAAGACCCCGGGCAGAGUGGAGUAGCUAGCUUAUACGACUCCCCCAACUACGGAUAAAUAGAGAGCCCAAUUCUAUCUAAUCCCCGGAAGGAUUAAAAGGAGAAGAAGGGGAGCUAGGGAAACAAGAAGGACCGGAGCAAUUUUUAUGUUGUAAUAGCUUAGAGAAGGAGAGAGGGAGAGGAAAGGGACGUAAGUUUGGGUCGAAGAGAUGGAAAAUAAUGGUGAUGGUUCUUCUAGCAAGAUCCACGAAUUCCAAGGCUAUCAGGAGGAGGAACAGCAGCAGCAACAAUACAACAAUAACAACAUGAGCAACCAUAUUGGUGGUGGUGGAGGAGGUCAGGGCUUUGUCUUUCCAGAUGAAGCUGCUGCUGCUGCUGCUAUUGGUGUUGUUGGUGCUGGUGGUAGUGUUGCUUCUUCUUCUAUUCUGCCAUGGCCACUACCUCCUAUACAUCCCUUAAACUCGACUCAGUUUGCGCCAUCCAAUUUAGUUCGAGAUCAGAAUCAAGGGCAGUUCUUUCCUUCUCUCCCGCCACUCCCUCCGCCGCCGCCUCCUUCCUCUCCCUUCUAUGGCGACUUGUACGCACGGCGGGCCACGACGGCUCUACAAUUUGCUUACGGUGGUGCUGGCCUCGGCUCGUCAUCGGAUCCUUCGGGAUUGGGUGGUCUUUACAUGGGGAUGGGGUCCGAGGCACUGGCUCGCGGCGGAGGGGUGUCUCCUUUGUCGGCCUUCGGAGGCCUUCAUGCAGAGUUGGGUAAGUUGACACCGCAGGAGAUCAUGGACGCCAAGGCACUUGCGGCUUCCAAGAGCCACAGCGAGGCCGAGCGCCGGCGGCGCGAGCGCAUCAACGCCCAUCUUGCUAAGCUGCGCAGCUUGCUGCCCAACACCACCAAAACAGACAAAGCCUCCCUGCUCGCGGAGGUGAUCCAGCACGUCAAGGAGUUGAAGCGGCAGACGCUUGAAAUCGCCGAAGAGAGCCCGCUGCCGACCGAAUCCGACGAGCUCACAGUUGAUGCCGGCAGCGAUGAGGAUGGCAGAUUCAUAGUGAAGGCCUCGCUGUGCUGCGAUGACCGCUCGGAUCUCCUUCCAGACCUUAUCAAGGCACUGAAGGCUCUCAGGCUUCGCACACUUAAGGCCGAGAUCACCACCCUCGGCGGCCGUGUCAAGAAUGUGCUCGUCAUCACCGGCGAGGAUGACGCUGACCAUCAGCAGCAGCAGCAGCAGCAGCAGUCCAUUGCCUCCAUCCAAGAAGCACUGAAAGCGGUCAUGGAGCGGGCGGCGGCAAGUGAUGAGCCGUCCUCGGCCGGAGGUAUCAAGCGGCAGCGGACCACCAACCUCUCUACCAUACUUGAGCACAGCUUCUGGAAGUCUCCACGCUGAGGGGUAAUGGCUACUGAAAGACUGAAAGAUUGUAGCGUUUGGAAUGUGGAACUAACAUUGCAUGCGAGCAAUGGUAGGAUGUCGUAUUGGUGUUUUUCCUUUUGGGUGUGCGAAAAAGAACAUGAGAACAGACUCUAGUUACUGUUUAGUAAGUUCUUUUUGGUUGGAGAGAGCAUUCUCUUUUGCCCUAGUUGUGACCGUUGUUGGCAGCAUUUUGAAGGGGCAUGGCCAAUUCUAUAUUGAGAUUGCAUGCGAGCAGUAUAUAUGUGAUAGAAUCUUUUCUUUUCUUUUGUUCUCUGGGGUUAAGAUCGCAAAAAUAUAACAGUUAUUGAACUGCAAAACUGAUGAGAGGUGAAUAUCAGAUGAGCGAAAUGGAGAAGGGACAAAAGCACGAGCACAAAGGUGCAUGGAAGGAGUUGAUCAAGAGUACAAGCUUGCGGCUGAUCCAAGCAACGGGAGAUAGAGAAAGCAUUCAAAGGGUAGAAGGUCUGAAAGUGAGCAAAGCAAGCGGCAGAGCUCUGUAAAGGGUAAUGUGGCAGGUCCACUUCCUGUGGCCAAUAGAAGAGCUGCUUGUUUGAAUGCUACUUUAAUGAGUUUGGCCAAGAGUUGUUCCCUUCUGUUAUGUUGCAAUAUAAAUUGAUCUACA